AUGGUUUUGCGGAAAGACGAACUGGAGGUACAGCUUAAAGAUGAGCAUGAACUUAUCCGCGAUGGAGUUUUGCGAGACGACAGCCCUCUUGACGUCAGUCCUGAGUUCUCGAGGCUUUGUGAUGCUUGUCGAGUAGGGGAUUUGAAGGGUUGCCAGGAAGCAAUUGCUUCAGGAGUCAAUAUAAAUGCAAGGGAUUCGUUCGAUUAUACUCCUCUGAUCCUGGCUUCACUUUGCGGACAUUACGAAACUGUACGGCUUCUCCUCGAAUCUGGAGCUCUCUGCGAAAGAGAUACCUUCCAAGGCGAACGCUGCCUCUACAAUGCCUUGAAUAACAGAAUUCGAAACCUCCUUCUACAAUAUGACUAUUCAAAAAGCACUGAUCCUCUUCAACCAUUCGCUGCUCAUAUAACCUCCCUCCUCACCAGAGAAGAACCAAAAACAUCAGACAUUUGUCUGACAGCCUCCUCAUCCACAUGGAACCUACACAAAUUCAUCCUUUCAGCACGCUCUCCCUAUUUCUCUCAAAAGCUCGCCGACAGCCCCGAAACCACCCUCUGGAAACUAGCCAAUACCAUACCCCCCGAAGCCUUCCAAAUCGCGCUGCGAUAUCUCUACCUUGGGGAUGUGCCAUCUGACCUUGGCCUAACCCCAAAGAGUCAAGUCACAGAAGAAGAAGUUUUCAAAGGCAUCGACAAAGUCUCCAAACAGCUCGAAAUAGAAUCGUUAUGGGAAGGUAUACUAGCUGGCAGCGAUCGACGAAUAGCGCGGCAACGGCACCAAGAUGAAAUUGCCAGAGGCCGAGCCCAGAUCGAAACUUGGUAUCGAGAGAACGUGCUGAGGCAUAAAAUUGAAAUCGAUAGCAGUAAAGCGCAGGAUGUAAAAUGGACAAGAGACAACGGUAUUUUCGCCGACGUCUUACUACGCGCCGACGAAGAUACCACCUCCGAAGAUGCCUUAUCCCAUGGAAUCGAAACCCCUAAAGCAUCUACAAACAACAUACCCAUCGGCCCUACACGCUCACCCUCACGCUCCCGCCAACCACCUAAAAAGCAAAGCGUCCUCUUUCCCGUCCACCGCGCAAUGCUACUCCGCUGCGAUUAUUUCCAAACAAUGUUCACCUCCUCCUUCCUAGAAGCCCAACUCACACCGCAUCUGCAAAUCAUCCCCGUAGCAUGCACGCCCUCUGUCCUAGAAACCGUGCUCGAUUUCCUGUAUACGGAAAACUGCCACAUCCCUAUUGAGGAAGCGCUAGAUGUGCUCUUUGCGGCUGAUAUGUUAUUCCUCGAGAAACUGAAAACGAAAGCCGCGACUGUGAUUUCAACCAUCGGGCACGGUACUAUGAACUUGCCUCAUGCCGAUGUUAAUAAUGUGGAAAGAGUAGGAGCCGCGGAGAGAGACGUGGAAGUGGAUGCGGAUGUGGAAGUGGAGAAGAUAAAUGUUUAUGAUGUGAUACGUGCAGGCUGGUUCCUAAAAAUCCAGCGCCUCGAGGAAUUCAGCGCGCGCUAUCUAGCGUAUAGACUCGAGCAGUACAUCGAUGAAGAGGAAUUCGAAGAAUUAAUCCAGGAAUCAGCCUCGCGUAUCGAGAAGAGGCAGGAGACGGAUAGUAUUGAAUUACUCGACGACAUCCGGUACUACCUAUCCGAGCGUUUCCGCCUCCGCUUCGAGGACUCAGGCUUAGAAGAAAUCAUGAACGAGUCUAACGAAACUAACGACCCUACAAACCCAAACCCAAACACCGAAACCGAUGAAGUUAUCCUUACCAGUACAAACGUAAACGUAGACAUAAAUGAGACAGACCCGUUUAUGAACGGCGAGAUAAAAACACUAGAUGGGGAAAUCGCGGGCGAUGAGUUCGCGGCUGAUGCUAUUAAUUAUCAGAUUUUGCUGGGGAAGAUAGAUGGGUUGUUGGAGAGGUUGAAGUUGGAUGCUUGA
Messenger RNA from Lachnellula hyalina, 1932 nucleotides. It is a transcript of the gene btb3, whose product is annotated as BTB/POZ domain-containing protein. NCBI's taxonomy places the organism in Eukaryota, Fungi, Ascomycota, Leotiomycetes, Helotiales, Lachnaceae. Gene Ontology annotation, molecular function: protein binding. Bases 1 to 1932 code for a protein of 643 amino acids. Gene Ontology annotation, cellular component: cytoplasm; ubiquitin ligase complex. The record is from RefSeq and is a predicted model, not a curated record. The transcript has 3 exons.